CGCAUUCCUGGUAACGUUUGUUUUUAAAAGGGUCCUUUAGAGCUGUAGUUAGAAGUAACAGUAUAAAUGGCAGACGAAGAACUAAAUUGGAUUUUUGAUUCACUAGUAGGCUUUUUAAAAGGUCCUAUAUGGAAUAUUCCCAUUUUGACUUUCCUUGAACAGAAAUCAACAGUAUUUGAACCAGGAACUGAAAAUGAAGGAGAAUAUAAAAAGAUUCAUGAAGAAUAUAAAAACUUGGUGGACUUUAUGUUGGGUAGCCAUAUGGAAGACUUAGGAAUUAGUCCAGAGAAGUUUGAACAAGCCUGUGGGAAAGCUGAUGGCAACAUUCAUUCACAGUUUCAACAGAGUCUUUUUGAGCAAGUUUGGGCUGCAGAUGAUUAUGAGAUUUUCAAAAGAAUGAUGACACAAAAAAACAUUGAGCUUCAACUACAAGCCUUGGAAGUUUUUGCCCAGUACCAUGGUGUUGUCCCUGAUGGUCUUGUUCCUGAUACCAGUUGCACUCAAAACAAGGAAGAAGAAGAAAUUUUGGCAGCUGUUAUCAAGAAAUCUUUGGAAGAUUAUAAAGCUGAUAUGGAACUGAUACAAAAGGAAGAUGCAGAUUUAAAAACAGUUCUUCAAACUACUUUAACAGAUAAAGCUCGACUGGAGAAAGAGCGACAAAGAGAAAAAGAAAUGCUAGAAAAGGCUCUGAUGUUGUCAAUUCACGAUGGAGGUAAACAAGUAAUUCCAGAAAGUAAGACUCAAGAUGAUAAUACCCCAUCUCUCCACUUGAUAACUUUACACAACUCAAACCCUGACUGCCAUGGAUGUAUAGCUAAUUUUCUUUUUUAA
Messenger RNA from Limulus polyphemus (Atlantic horseshoe crab), 831 nucleotides. Its product is annotated as cilia- and flagella-associated protein 36-like. The coding region runs from base 67 to 831 and encodes 254 amino acids. The record is from RefSeq and is a predicted model, not a curated record. Gene Ontology annotation, cellular component: axoneme; ciliary base. Lineage: Eukaryota; Metazoa; Arthropoda; Merostomata; Xiphosura; Limulidae. The transcript has 7 exons.